This is a messenger RNA of Trematosphaeria pertusa, 955 nucleotides long. RefSeq names its product phosphogluconate dehydrogenase. NCBI's taxonomy places the organism in Eukaryota, Fungi, Ascomycota, Dothideomycetes, Pleosporales, Trematosphaeriaceae. The record is from RefSeq and is a predicted model, not a curated record. The transcript is spliced from 3 exons. The annotation marks the transcript as partial. Gene Ontology annotation, molecular function: oxidoreductase activity, acting on the CH-OH group of donors, NAD or NADP as acceptor; NADP binding.
GAUGUCGGCAACGCCAUUCCAGAAUAUAGGAAUCAUAAGCAUUGGGGAGAUGGGUCUAGGUAUAGCCCAGCUGCUCAUAGCACAUGGCUAUCGUGUAUAUACUUUUGCUGCGGACAGAAGCGCAAAUACGCAACUCCGCGCUCGCAAUGCUGGAAUCGAGCUUUCUCCCACGCUCGAGCACUUUGUCUCCUCCUGCUCUGUCAUUUUGUCCAUUGUACCGCCGCGCGAUGCCUACGAGACCGCCAAACGCAUUCACGCUGCAACGCCAAAAGAACGAAACCAGCCGCUUUACUACAUCGACUUGAAUGCGGUCGCACCAGCAUCUGCAGUCGAGACUAGCAGACUCCUCGCCGACAAGCCAAACACCAUCUUCAUAGAUGGCGGUAUCAUUGGCGGAGUUCCGUAUCCCCUUGACGCAGCGGGGGAGGUGGAAGGAAAAGUGCGGUGGCACUGCCCGUCUCUCAUUGUCUCAGGUCCCGCCAAACUUCCAGACAAAGCACUCGCAUCCCUGCUGAACAUUGACCAUAUCCAUGGACCCAUCGGCGCCGCCACAGGUCUGAAAAUGUGCUAUGCCUGCAUGACGAAAGGCUUCUAUGCACUAGCCAUCCAAGCCUUCACUACAGCACACGAACUCGGGGUCCUACACGAACUACGCAGUUAUCUGGGACGAUACAACCCGGCGACUUUGAAGUUCGCGGAGAGGGGCCUAGUGACUAUGCCGCCGAAGGCGUAUCGGUGGGUGCACGAGAUGCUGGAGAUAGCGGAGACGAUGGCAGGAGAAGGGGGCUUUGAGAAGGAUCUGUUUCAGAGCGUGGCGGAGGUCUACAGAACGGUGGCGGAGGAUACACUGCUUGGGAAGGAGCAGCCCGGGCAGCGGGUCAGGGGGGAGACAGUGGAGGAUGUAGUGCGGCUUCUGAGCGAAGGCUUGAGGACGAAGAAGCUGAAGUCCGAGUAG